Spinacia oleracea (spinach) is the source of this 552-nucleotide messenger RNA. Its product is annotated as protein FAR1-RELATED SEQUENCE 5-like. Lineage: Eukaryota; Viridiplantae; Streptophyta; Magnoliopsida; Caryophyllales; Amaranthaceae. The transcript has a single exon. The coding region runs from base 1 to 552 and encodes 183 amino acids. The record is from RefSeq and is a predicted model, not a curated record.
AUGACAGAGCCUAAAAAAGAAGCUAUUGAGGCAAUGUCAGAAUGUGGCCUAAGACAAAUGGAGUCUUAUAGUAAUAUGUCAACAGAAACUAGUGGAGACGACUGUGUAGGUCAUACGAAGAUUGAUCAUCUAAACUACUACUACAAGUUAAAAAUGAAGCAAAUUGAUGGCAAGGAUUCACAAACACUAGUGAACAAACUGUAUGACUUACAAUCAAUAGAUCAUGAGUUCUUUUUCAGAGUAAGACUCAAUGAUGAAGGAAAAGUUGAGUGUCUAUUUUGGAGGGAUUCUAUGAUGAGAGAAGAUUACAAAAUAUAUGGAGAUGUUCUAGUUUUUUAUACUACAUUCAGAACCAAUAAAUACAAUCUCAUAUGUGCUCCAUUUGUUGGUAUCAAUAACCAUUGGAAAAACACAAUGUUUGCUUGUGCUUUCAUUGGGGAUGAAACCACAGAAUCUUUCGUUUGGGUGUUUGAAACUUUUCUGAAGGCUAUGGGAGGAAAGCACCCUAUAUCAAUUUUCACUGUCAAGAUGCAGCUAUUGCUGCUGGAAUAG